AUGUCUAGUUCGUCCAACACGACAUUGAGUCUUCUGCGCUUAAACGGACGCGGCUGCCGCUCGUCUUGGGCUGAGUCUCCGCUCAAAGGUGCAGCAGUCGCUAGUUUUGAUCAGUACACUUCUACACGCUCUUUCCGCCGCAGCGUCUUCCUAUUUGAAAAGUUGCAAUAUCCAAGCAUACCUCGCCGUUUACACGAACCAUUUGUUCAUAGCGGGAAAAAUAGGAAAGAGGUGGCGUCGUACCCUGUUUUAGCAGUCAUAGAUCUCAAAUUCGUGGCUGGACCAGAUUUGAGAGCUAUGACUGCCAAAACUUUUAACUUUGAAAAAUUUUAUCGAGAAGAUUUUCAGAUUGCUCAUUUUUACAAUACAAUUGAGCAACAGAUGCUACCCUCUCAGCAAGCAAUGAUGCUUGAGGAUGCAUUAGCAUUUGAGAGGCUCAUCAUACCAGAGAAAAGGGGAAAACGCUCUAUUUCGUCCGUUACUUGGGACGAUCCGAAAAAAUUAGAAGCAAUGUUAAGAAAGGCUCACUUUGAAAUAACUGCAAUGGUUCUAAAGCUGAUGGAUACAGACCUUUUCAAGGAGAUGACAAAGUGGAAGGACGUCUUGGUUGAUAUGAGAACUAAAAUUGCUGAGCAAGAACAAUAUGGUGGGAAUAAAAGAAACAUGAGGCCAUGGUUGCUGUAUUGGGAUAAGCAGUUGUACAAGGCAUUACGAAUACAGUACCAAUGGGGUAUAGAAAGCCUUCAUGUGCAGAUACCAACUAUACAGGCCCAAUUAGUGUUCAAAGAACGGCGCAUUCAACUUCGGCCUCCAAUUGAAGAAAUUCGCGCAAAGUACUACCAUGAACUUAAAAGGUUCCUUACCAUCCCAUAUAAAUUUCGGGGUGUUCAGGAUACAGAACAGGUAAACAAAAUGUUCGCGAAACUUGGGGAGACCAAUGUAGCUCGAUUCUACAAUCUCUACGAGAAGGCUGAGCAGCUGUUUUUAAAACUUUCGACUAUUGGCAUCAAUUUUGAGGAAUGGAUUGUUCUGGAAGAAAUUGAUCUGGAAGCGCUUAUUGAGGAGAAAUUUACCAAAGCUGAAGAUUGGGAAAAUCAAAUUAAAGCCUUAAAGGGAAAAGGUCGAGAUGCAGAAAAGCUUCCAAGCGAAGUGAAACUGGAGUGUAUUGUGGUAUCCACUCAGCCCAUUCGCGCUGCCAUCGACGACAUGUUACAGCGUUUGUAUGAUACUCUGGUCUGGACUUUAAGAUAUUCGACCAGUGUGCAAGUACAGGUAUUGUCUCGUUUUUUAACGGAAGCAAUAGCUAUUUUAAGCAGUAGGCCACAAUCUAUGGAAGAUGUUGCGAAAGUUAAUCAAAAGCACUUCGAGUUUGCGAAUGCAAGCCGCAAGAUGCAUAAUUUGUUGGAAACAGUGCAAGAAAAGAAUUCGCUAUUGCGUUCUAUAGCUGGCAGUGGAAAUGAACAGUUACCACAUGUAAUACAGGACUGGGAAAAAUUUGAACUCAUGUUUGACAGCCACCAGUUGAUGAUUAAAGACCAAGUUGGAUAUUUGAGGGCGGAAAUUAAAAAGAAAACAAAAGCAUUGAGCGAUGAGUCGGAGAAGUUAGUCGCUCGUUGGAAUCAUUUUAAGCCCAAACCUGAACGGCUUGGAGAAGAUCCAAAAGCAAUGGUGGAAGCGGUUGAGGUCAUUAAAGAGAAUCGAAUUCUGUUUAACGAUUUGUGGGAAAGAAUACAAACCCUAAGAAGCGAAUGUAUUGAACUCAACAUGGAUGAGCCACUUUUUCCUACACUUGAAGUCAUGAAUUCUGAUUUGGAAAAUUUUGAGCAAGUAUGGCUCUUAUAUGAACAGUUCAGUAAUGAUAUUGCAAUGCUAGGUCGAGAGGAAUGGGUUGUCUUCAGAACGAAAAUAUAUGUUUUUGACGAACUGUUGAUGACUUGGAAAGAAAGGCUUAGAAAACUGCCUCCAAGCGGUAUAACAGUAAAGAUUGACAAGGAAAUUGAUAAUUACAUGGGAAGCACUGCGGCCUCAAGUGGCCUAAAAUGCUGUCGUGACGAAGCACUGACCGCUGAUCAUUGGGCGGAGAUCUUCCGAUUGUUAAACCUUCCAAAAGGAAUUACGUUUAAAAACCUGAAAUUUUAUGAUCUUUUGUCUGCCCAUCUGAACAUUUCUGAAAAUGCAGAAACGUUGAAGAAUAUAAGUUCACGAGCUCGAAGCGAAACUACUAUACGAGAAGCGAUUCAAGAGCUUGAACUUUGGGCUGCUCAGGCAGAAUUUUCAAUGACCGACUAUAAGUGCACGGAUGGCCGAACAUUGAAAAUCAUAAAAGAUUGGAAGGAUGCGAUUAAUUCGGUAGCUAUUUGUCUUCGUUUACUUCUUUUCAGUUCUCCUAUCGUGGUGAAAGAUAAUCGGGCACUUUUGCAGUCACUGAAAAGUUCUUCGUAUUAUGCACAAUUUAGUGAAAAAACUUCGGUUUGGGAAACCAGGUUAAUGAACGUUGAACAGUAUGUUGAGCAGAUGAAUGAAAUACAACGUAAAUGGGUUUACCUUGAGCCUAUAUUCAGCCGUGACUCUGUGCCUUCUGAAACAUCGCGCUUCGCUCGCGUUGACGUUGAGUUCCGCUCAAUUCUUGAAGAAAUAGUACGUGACACCAGAUUAGUAAGUCUUUGCUCUCGAAACAGUCUUCAGUAUCGGUUGGAUCAAAUUACUGAACAGUUGAGUCGUUGUCAUCGCGCUCUUAAUAGUUUUUUGGAGGAAAAACGGGACGCUUUUCCUCGGUUCUACUUUAUUGGUGAUGACGAUCUUCUUGAAAUUUUAGGACAGUCUACUAAUCCAAAUGUCAUUCAGACACACCUCAAAAAACUUUUUCAAGGUAUAAAUAAGGUUGUUUUCAAUGAAAGCAAUGAAGUUAUAACAGCAGUAAUGUCUGCCGAUGGUGAAGUUGUCGAACUAAAAGAUUGCGUUAAAGUACUUCAGAACGUUGAGAUACCAAUUUUACUAAAGUUCUACUUUGAAACUGUUUUGAAGGAAUGGUUGCAAGAUUUGGUAGAUUCAGUGAAAACUACUCUGAAAGCACUAGUGCUUGAGUGCUUAAGUGAAACAGAGCUGGCCCUUAGCAGAUACCCAACUCAGGUUCUUUGUUUGGUUGAGCAGAUAAAGUUUUGUCAUAACUGCGAAAAUUGUUUGGGAAAUCAAGAGAAAUUGAAUGCAUAUCGUAGAGCUUUGGAUACAGACCUGAACGUCUACAAUAGAAUGCAAGCGAAAAAAAAGACUUAUGAAACCAAAUUAAAAUCACUUAUACUCGAUAAAAUUCAUCAGAUUAGCAUCGUCGAUGAAAUUUUAAAAGUGGAUGCAAACGUUAUAAAUGCCUGGAUAUGGCAAAAGCAGCUUCGUUUCUAUCGUGAAUCAAAAAGCGGGAAUGUAGUUGUUCGUCAGCUCAGCUUCGAAUUCGCUUACACAUAUGAGUAUCAAGGUAACCCGUCAGGUAUUGUUCGAACUCCGUUAACCGACAAAUGCUACCUUAAUUUGACACAAGCGAUGGGGAUGGGGCUAGGAGGUAAUCCGUAUGGGCCAGCAGGAACUGGAAAGACUGAAUCAGUGAAAGCACUUGGUGGUAUGUUUGGCAGACAAGUUCUCGUAUUCAACUGUGAUGAGGGUAUUGAUUCGAAGUCCAUGAACAGAAUAUUUACCGGUUUAGUGCAGUGUGGCGCAUGGGGUUGUUUAGACGAAUUUAAUCGUCUUCAAAAGGCUGUUUUAUCUGCUGUUUCAACCCAAAUACAAGCUAUACAAGAUGCUAUAAGAACUCAAAAUGGUAAAUGCAUACUUAACGGGAAGGAGGUAGCCGUUAAUGUAAAUUCUGCUAUAUUCAUUACUAUGAAUCCUGUCAGCAAGGGUUACGGUGGCAGGCAAGAGCUGCCCAAUAAUUUGAAGCAGCUUUUUAGGCCAGUUGUUAUGACUGCACCUGACCAUCAAAUGAUUGUGGAAAUGCUUCUGUACUCAAAAGGAUUUAAAGAUGCUGAUCAAAUGGCAAAGAAAUUAACGACUGUGUUCAGACUGAGCAGGGAAAUGUUGAGUAUGCAGCAUCAUUAUGAUUGGGGGCUUAGAGCUGUUAGGGCAGUGCUUCAGUCUUGCGAUGAAGUGAUAAUGUCGUCAGACGUCAGUAGCUUAGCUCGUAUUGUUGUUCAUGCUUUGUCGUUAAAUACUCAGUCAAAGUUAACAUUUGCCGAUUCAAUUCGAUUUAACGCUUUGGUCAGAGAUAUAUUUCCAGAGCUAGGUGACCAGUCAAGCGAGAUUUCUGAGCUGUAUGAAAUACUGCCAAAGUGCAUCGAAGAGAUGAAACUGGAAGUUCUGGAUUCCCAAGUAAAAAAGGUAGUCGAACUGUACGAACAACUACGACAACGUAUGGGAGUGGUGAUUAUCGGCCCUAGUGGAGCUGGCAAGUCAACUAUAUGGAAAAUACUUCAUAAAACUUUGGAAGUGUCAGGGAGAACCAUUACACUGUUCACCUUCAAUCCAAAAUCUAUGCCUCGCAAAAAGCUAUUGGGUCAUAUGGAUAGCGAUACAAGAGAAUGGUUUGAUGGAGUAAUUACGUCUGCAAUACGCCUGGCUGUGAAAGAUUCAAGUAAGCUGGCAUGGAUCGUAUGUGAUGGUGAUAUAGAUCCAGAAUGGAUUGAAGCUUUGAACUCUGUUCUAGACGAUAACAAAAUUCUGACAAUGCCGUCUGGAGAAAGAAUUCAAAUUGGUAAAAACGUUAAUUUUCUGUUUGAAACAGACAGUUUGAAAAGUGCAUCGCCCGCAACUAUUUCAAGAAUGGGAGUGCUGUAUGUGAGUGAAGAAAUUGUGAGUACGGAGUGUUUGGUUAAUUGCUGGCUAAAGAACAACAACCAGUCUACUGGAGAUUUAUCUGUCUGGGUUAAAAACCACCUUUAUAGGUUAACUGUGACAAUUCUUCUUCUCUAA
Messenger RNA from Enterobius vermicularis (human pinworm), 4956 nucleotides. The record is from the annotation of a GenBank genome assembly. NCBI's taxonomy places the organism in Eukaryota, Metazoa, Nematoda, Chromadorea, Rhabditida, Oxyuridae.